GGAUUGUAUUACAUGGGCACGCAACAUGUCAGAAACCAAGCAAUCAGAUAAGGGAUAUAUAGAUGUUCAGGAAAGUAACGUGUGGGUGAGGCUGCGGCGAUGCCAGACCUGCGUAGAACCUGGCGUCAAGUUCAGUAGGCAGUGUAAUAGAUCUCAUCCGAGUCAACGUCAAGUUCCUCACGCUUCCCCACAUCUUGCGCGGGGUACGCUACAGCAUGAACCACAGCGACGAUGGACGCGAGCAUGCUGAAGACAAGAGAAAGCUUUUCGUUACGAGGUCCGCUCAUGACUCAGGUCACCUGAAUUGGUUGAAGCCUUAUCCACUCAAAACUUUUGAAAAGGGAUUGUU
Molecule: messenger RNA, 349 nt
Organism: Suillus subaureus
Lineage: Eukaryota; Fungi; Basidiomycota; Agaricomycetes; Boletales; Suillaceae
Exons: 4
Coding region: 26-250 (74 amino acids)
Source: RefSeq, a predicted model, not a curated record